Molecule: messenger RNA, 418 nt
Organism: Aureobasidium pullulans EXF-150
Lineage: Eukaryota; Fungi; Ascomycota; Dothideomycetes; Dothideales; Saccotheciaceae
Exons: 1
Coding region: 203-415 (70 amino acids)
Source: RefSeq, a predicted model, not a curated record
UCGUUAUUUCCCCUGAUCAAUGGGAUGAGCGUGCUCGAGCGUCGCGUCUCGCGAACCAAGGCAGCAGCCUGGUGAUACAGUGCACGGACAACGCUACAUGAUCCUUUGAGUGACAGCGCCGUGCAUAGAAUGCUCAAUCCCCUCGUCGACCCGCUCACGUCUCCGACGAGGCGUUCACACGCACUUUGGACCACGAGCCACAAUGUCGUGCAAGCAUGAUAGGCAGAUGCUUCAGCCUUCUUGCGUUGCCCAACAAAUUGGUUAUCGCCGACCCAACAGGUUGGAGAGAGCAAAAGCGGCUGGCCUCAUUGACGUCUCGUUAUUUGAGGAUGCAGAUUAUCCAGCACCACUGGUGCUUCCGAAUGAUGAAAUCGAUUUUGAUCCUGAUUAUCCGCCUCAAAGCCUUUCAGACUAGCAG